CUGAGACGAAGACUGGACGAAAGACUUUCGAGUAUCGGAUGACAUGAGUGUGGUGGCGGUGUCGCUUUUGCAUCUUCUAUGUUGAUGAGGCUUCGGACGAGAAAUGAAAUAAUGAAACGGCCGUCACCAUGGCUCCCAUGGACACUCAUCCCCUUGAUCCUGGCGCUGACGAGCCCCGGCGGGGGCGGCACGAGCACGGGGGGCGGCGGCAACGCGCUCCACAUCGGCGGCAUCUUUCCCAUCGCGGGCAAGGGCGGUUGGCAGGGCGGCCAGGCCUGCAUGCCUGCCGCCCGCCUCGCUUUGGAAGACGUCAACGCCAGGAAGGACCUCUUGCCCGGGUAUAAGCUGAAGCUGCACAGCAACGAUAGCGAGUGUGAACCUGGCUUAGGCGCUAGUGUGAUGUACAACCUGCUUUACAACGAACCUACGAAGCUCAUGUUGCUGGCUGGAUGUAGUACAGUGUGUACCACUGUCGCCGAGGCUGCAAAAAUGUGGAAUUUAGUUGUGCUAUGUUACGGGGCAAGUUCUCCCGCACUGUCCGACAGGAACCGGUUCCCCACCUUGUUUCGUACCCAUCCCUCCGCCACUGUCCACAAUCCGACGCGCAUCAAGCUCAUGAAGAAGUUUGGUUGGUCGCGCGUCGCCAUCUUGCAGCAAGCGGAAGAAGUCUUCAUUUCGACCGUGGAAGAUCUGGAAUCGAGAUGUUCGGAGGCAGGCAUCGAAAUUGUUACUAGGCAAUCUUUCUUGUCAGAUCCGUCAGACGCUGUCAGAAAUCUUCGAAGACAAGAUGCGCGUGUGAUAGUGGGACUGUUUUACGUUGUGGCUGCCAGACGAGUCCUGUGCGAACUCUACAAGCACAACCUCUAUGGCAAAUCGUACACAUGGUUUUUUAUUGGUUGGUACGAAGAUAACUGGUUUGAAGUCAAUUUGGAAAAGGAAAAAGUCAACUGCAGUCUAGCGGAAAUGAGGAUAGCAGCAGAAGGACAUCUGACCACAGAAGCGCUAAUGUGGAACCAAAAUAAGAACGAGCGUACGAUAUCGGGCAUGACGUCAGAAGACUUCCGACAUCGCUUGAACGACGUGCUGAGGAAGGAGGGAUACGACAUCGAAAACCAACGAUAUCCCGAAGGAUACCAGGAAGCUCCGCUAGCCUAUGACGCUGUUUGGUCCGUAGCAUUAGCCUUUAAUAAGACGAUGGACCGUCUGCACAAAUAUGGAAAAAGUUUGAAGGACUUCAAUUACAAUAAUAAAGAGAUCGCAGACGACAUCUAUUCAGCUAUUAAUUCUACGCAGUUUUUAGGAGUUUCUGGCAUCGUGGCGUUCAGCUCUCAGGGCGACCGUAUCGCUCUCACGCAAAUAGAGCAGGUGGUAAAUGGCAGCUACGUAGUGCUGGGCUAUUACGACACCCAGGCGGACAACCUGACCUGGUUCGACAGGGAAGUGUGGAAAGGUGGAAAAGUUCCUCAGGAUCGGACUAUCAUCAGAAAAUCCCUCAGGACGUUGUCGUUACCUCUUUUUAUAUGCAUGUGUGCAGUUUCCUGUCUUGGAAUUGUUAUUGCAACAGGACUGAUUAUAUUUAAUAUAUGGAAUAAACAUAGAAGGGUGAUCCAAUCAUCGCAUCCAGUCUGCAACACUAUCAUGCUCUUCGGCAUCAUAAUUUGCUUCAUAUCCGUCUUUUUCCUCGGCCUCGAUGGCCAUUUCGUCUCACCGGUAGUGUUUCCCAUCAUGUGCCAAGCGAGAGCUUGGCUCAUGGCUGUGGGCUUCACGCUGUCCUUUGGAGCGAUGUUCAGCAAAGUUUGGAGAGUACACAGACUAAGCACGAAAGCGAAAACUGACCCCAAAGUCAGGAUGAAAAAAGUACAGCCUUGGAAACUCUACUCCAUGGUGUCAGGUCUGUUAGUCAUAGACAUAAUCAUAAUGCUGGCGUGGCAAAUCAUCGAUCCCCUGUAUCGAAAAAUAGAGAUGUUUCCUUUAGAGGAUCCGCCAGAAGAAUCGGACGACUCCAAAAUAAGACCGGAGUUGGAGCAUUGCGGUACUGACAAUAUUAGCGUAUGGUACUCCAUAAUUUUCGCCUAUAAAGGUUUAGUUUUGUCCUUCGGCUUGUUUCUCGCCUACGAGACUCGAUCGCUCAAAGUGAAGCAGAUAAACGACUCGCAAUACGUGGCGCUGACCAUCUACAACGUGGUGAUAAUGUGCCUCAUAACCGUUCCAGUUUCGCUGGUCAUAACCAGCCAGCAGGACGCCAGCUUUGCCUUCGUCUCCAUCGCAAUCACGUUCUGCUGCUUCCUCUGUAUGGCCCUCAUUUUUUUGCCCAAGGUAAUUGCCGUAGUUAGUCAAUCAAGCGAUAAGGCUGAAAGUAAAUACAAUCCUGACGAGAGGCCAUCGAAAGAAGACGAAGAAAGAUACCAGAAGUUACUGUCAGAUAAUGAAGAACUACAACGAUUAAUUGCACAGAAAGAAGAACGAAUUAAAGUACUCAGACACCGAUUGCAAGAGCGUCAAAAGGGAUCAGGCAGCAGCAAAACGAUAGCAACCAAUUCCGGUAUACUGACCCAAGGUAAGGACACGCUGAUAGUAGCUGACUUCAUUACCGAUGCUGGCACGUCGGACUCAGCUUUUGGAGGGUGUAUUUCAGUCAUCACCAGGUCGUCUAGGUGUAGUCAAUCUGAUAUCGAGUUUAGUGAUAGUUAUCUGUAAAUAUUUGU
Messenger RNA from Sitophilus oryzae (rice weevil), 2705 nucleotides. It is a transcript of the gene GABA-B-R1, whose product is annotated as gamma-aminobutyric acid type B receptor subunit 1. Bases 79 to 2697 code for a protein of 872 amino acids. Gene Ontology annotation, biological process: G protein-coupled receptor signaling pathway; gamma-aminobutyric acid signaling pathway. The record is from RefSeq and is a predicted model, not a curated record. Gene Ontology annotation, cellular component: membrane; G protein-coupled receptor heterodimeric complex. Lineage: Eukaryota; Metazoa; Arthropoda; Insecta; Coleoptera; Curculionidae. Gene Ontology annotation, molecular function: G protein-coupled GABA receptor activity. The transcript is spliced from 15 exons.